Molecule: messenger RNA, 1410 nt
Organism: Temnothorax curvispinosus
Lineage: Eukaryota; Metazoa; Arthropoda; Insecta; Hymenoptera; Formicidae
Product: zinc carboxypeptidase-like
Exons: 7
Coding region: 101-1342 (413 amino acids)
Biological process (GO): proteolysis
Molecular function (GO): metallocarboxypeptidase activity; zinc ion binding
Source: RefSeq, a predicted model, not a curated record
UCUAUCUAAUCUGCAAUACUGCCUGUUAUCCGGCUGGCCCUUUUUCAUGUGCUUCUGAUAUUACGGAUUAUAUAUCUCUAUAUCGAACAACAGAGACGUUAUGUGGAAGAUAACAGUGUUAUCUACGAUCGUGGUCAUGGUUAUUGCUCAGAAGGCUACCUACGAAAAUUACAAAGUCUUUAGAGUUACCCCAACCACGGAAAAACAGAUCAGACAGCUUCGCCAAUUUGGGCAAUAUCAAGAUAAAUUCAUAUUCUGGGAAACACCAGUCUUCGUGAACGUGUCAAUAAAUCUUAUGAUAGUCCCGAACUAUCUGCCGCAAUUUUACGAAAUAAUAACUCAAAUCGGUGUACGCUAUCAACUCAACAUUGAGAACGUUCAAACAUUAAUUGACCAAACAAUGCCUUCCAAUCGGUCAGCGUUCGAUUUUAAGAGCUAUCACAGUCUCGAAGAAAUCUACGAUAACAUGGAUGAUCUGGCCAAGCAGUAUCCUAACAAAGUAAAAGUCGUCGUGGGUGGCAAAACGUACGAGCGACGUCAGAUCAAAGGCGUGAAGGUUUCCUUUAAGACUAACAAUCCCGGAAUUUUCAUCGAAGGUGGUAUUCACGCCAGGGAAUGGAUCUCUUCAGCGACUGUUAUGUAUAUUCUUCAUCAAUUGCUAACCAGCAAUAACUCGGACGUCAGAAAUCUGGCUGAAAGUCACGAUUGGUAUAUCUUCCCCUUGUUUAAUCCCGAUGGAUACGUGUACGCGCACACCACGGACCGCUUGUGGAGAAAGAAUCGUAAACCAUCACAUGACCUCUUCUGCGUUGGUACGGAUCUUAACAGGAACUGGAACUACAAAUGGAGAACUAUCGGUGCUAGUAGUAAUCCAUGCAUCAGUUCUUAUGCCGGAAGUAAACCGUCCUCCGAAAUUGAAACAAAGAGCAUGUCGGAGUAUAUCAAGUCGAUUUCUGAUAAAUUCUAUGCGUACAUCUCAUUUCACAGUUUCAAACAACUUUUAAUGUUCCCUUAUGGCCACACGAAAAGUCAUCUCGACAAUUACGACGAAUUGUAUACCAUUGGUUUAAAAGCAAUUGCAGCUCUCAGACAAAGAUACGGAACUGAAUAUCGAAUUGGAAAUAUUGCCGAGGCAAUUUAUCUAGCCACUGGAACUACUAUAGAUUACAUCAAGGGUACUUAUGAUAAGCGUAUCGUUUACGUGUACGAAUUGCGUGAUAACGGUCGAUACGGUUUUUUGUUGCCUCCUGAUCAAAUUAUUCCGACUGGAGAAGAGACUUUGGACUCCCUUGUAGCCAUAUUUAAGGAGACAGAAAAAUGCCAAAACAAAAUUGAAUUGUAAAUAAUAUAAAGUCAAUAUCGUCGUGAGACGUUAAGUAAUAUCAUAUUAAUACAAUUUUUAUUUAUAGA